CUACAAUCCUGUAAUAGAGGACAAGUUUUUCUUCUUUUCUUGAUUACGUGGGAAGGGAGGAGAGGAGACAAAGAUGCCGAAACCAAUUAAUGUGCGUGUGACUACUAUGGAUGCAGAGCUGGAAUUUGCCAUCCAACCCAACACAACUGGCAAACAGCUCUUUGACCAGGUUGUGAAGACGGUAGGUCUGCGAGAGGUCUGGUUUUUCGGUCUGCAGUACGUGGACAGUAAAGGCUACUCAACAUGGCUAAAGCUGAAUAAAAAGGUAAGGCUUUCCCUCCCACUUUUACCUUUUGAACUAAUGGCACUUUUCCACUGCAUGGUGAAGGAAGCCAUUUUGAAUGAUGAGAUUUACUGCCCUCCGGAGACAGCAGUCCUACUGGCAUCUUACUCUGUUCAGGCCAAGUACGCCGACUACAACAGAGACAUCCACAAGCCUGGUUACCUCACCAAUGACAGGCUGCUACCACAGAGAGUUUUGGAGCAACAUAAACUGACUAAAGAACAGUGGGAAGACAGAAUACAGACGUGGCACGAGGAACACAGGGGUAUGCUGAGAGAGGAUUCUUUGAUGGAGUAUCUGAAGAUCGCUCAGGAUCUGGAGAUGUAUGCAGUGAACUACUUUGACAUCAAAAAUAAGAAGGGAACAGAGCUCUGGCUGGGAGUGGAUGCUCUUGGUCUCAACAUUUAUGAACAUGAAGACAAGCUCACACCAAAGAUUGGUUUCCCUUGGAGUGAGAUCCGAAAUAUUUCUUUCAACGAUAAGAAGUUUGUCAUCAAGCCCAUUGAUAAAAAAGCACCCGACUUUAUGUUCUAUGCACCACGACUGCGAAUCAACAGGCGCAUCCUGGCUCUGUGUAUGGGCAACCAUGAGCUGUACAUGAGGAGGAGGAAGCCUGACACCAUUGAGGUGCAGCAGAUGAAGGCUCAGGCCAGAGAAGAAAAACACCAGAAACAGAUAGAGAGAGCUCAGCUUGAGAAUGAGAAGAAGAAACGAAAGCAUGCAGAAAAGGAGAAGGAGAGAAUAGAGCGAGAAAAGGAUGAGUUAAUCGAGAGACUGAGACAGAUUGAAGAACAGACGAUAAAAGCACAGAAAGAGCUGGAGGAGCAAACACGCAGAGCUCUAGAGCUUGAACAGGAGCGGAGAAAAGCAAAGGAGGAGGCAGAGAGGCUGGAGAAAGAGAAACUGGAAGCCGAGGAGGCCAGAGCAGCACUGGUCAAACAAGCAGCUGACCAGAUGAAGAACCAGGAACAAUUGGCAGCUGAGUUGGGAGAAUUUACUGCCAAAAUUGCCCUGCUGGAGGAUGCCAAGAGGAAAAAGGAAGAUGAGGCAACAGAAUGGCAGCAUAAAGCAUUGUCUGCUCAGGAAGAUUUGGAAAAAACCAAAGAGGAGCUGAAGUCGGUGAUGUCGGCUACAGCGGGUGGUGCAGCUGAGAACGAACAUGACGAGCACGACGAGAGCAGUGCAGAAGCCAGUGCUGAGCUCUCUAAUGAUGGAGUUGCUCACCAGCGAAGUGAGGAAGAAAGGCUCACAGAGACCCAGAAGAAUGAACGUGUCAAAAAACAGCUACAGGCCUUGAGCUCAGAAUUGGCCCAGGCCCGUGACGAUUCCAAGAACACCCAAAAUGAUGUUUUGCAUGCAGAGAAUGUGAAGGCUGGCCGGGAUAAAUACAAGACCCUACGCCAGAUCCGCCAAGGCAACACCAAGCAGCGUAUCGAUGAGUUUGAGUCCAUGUGAUGGCUGUACAUCCUCUUUGAUCGCCCCACUUUCCACCCUGUAGCCCUAAUGCCUUGAUGGCUGGCUUACAAGCACAGCUUUUGCCUGCCCAUACCUCUCCUAUAGACCAAUGAUCCUUGACCUUUGACCCCUACAGAGAGGCUUGAGGGACAUGGCUGCCACUCCCUCAAACUCUGCCAAAGCUCUCUCCGCCUGUGAUCAGCCCAUCCGGCUGUUUCCACGUAUUGAGCUCCUCAUAGCCCUACUCCAGAUUCGCCCAGUUAGGAGCAAGUGGUGCAUUGUACCGAACUCUUGAAUGAUGAUUUUGAUUUACUUUAAAUGCUUGGAAAUAUGUAUUUUAGAAGAGCCUGAAAUGAGUUUAAGCAAAAAUCUUUUUUUUAUUAAA
Sinocyclocheilus anshuiensis is the source of this 2123-nucleotide messenger RNA. RefSeq names its product radixin-like. The record is from RefSeq and is a predicted model, not a curated record. Lineage: Eukaryota; Metazoa; Chordata; Actinopteri; Cypriniformes; Cyprinidae. Bases 74 to 1738 code for a protein of 554 amino acids. Gene Ontology annotation, cellular component: cytoskeleton. Gene Ontology annotation, molecular function: actin binding. The transcript has 14 exons.